This is a messenger RNA of Penicillium brasilianum, 2679 nucleotides long. The record is from the annotation of a GenBank genome assembly. NCBI's taxonomy places the organism in Eukaryota, Fungi, Ascomycota, Eurotiomycetes, Eurotiales, Aspergillaceae.
CUUUACCAUACCAUACUACAGUUUCCAGCGUUAUUCCUGCCAUUACAGUUCCGCCGGCGAUGAUCUGACAAUACGCGGUACCGCCCACCCCCAGAAAGAGAUCCUUGCCCGAUUCAGCAGGCAUCGACAGAGAGCACAUGUGCCCCGACAGCUCGCCGAUAUUCCCCCCAGCUGCCGUUCCUCCUGCUUUCUUCGUCCUACUCUUACUUUCAGUCCUCUUACUGUCUUCUUACAGGCCAUGGUGACCAUUUCUCAGCAUGGAUGAAUAUACUCCGGACGCCAUGGUGAACCGUGACGAUCUUGCCCCCAUGCUGGACAUGAAGAAGCCGAGGCGCCAGAGAAGCGGCUCUCCAGACAGUGCGCAUUCACGAUCAUCCUCGCAGUCAAAAAACUCUAUCCAAGACAGAUUAUUCUCCAAACUUUUACAGCAAAUCAUUCCUGCCGACGACGAUGAGGAUGGUACCGACCUCGGGGACAAGGCCUUUGUGGCAUCUCCCAAGCGGCCACCCUUUAGUCUACCGACUAUGUCCAACAAUUUCCGCCGGUUCAAUGCAAGAAUUGGCGUAGUGUUUCUCUUCCAGACUCAAGUUGAACGUCUGCUCAGCUGGGAAACACCAACGCAUACGAUAUCCUUUCUAUUCGUUUAUUCUUUCAUCUGCUUGGAUCCGCACCUGGUUCUGAUCCUUCCCUUGGUGAUUCUGCUUCUAUUCAUCAUGGUGCCGGCCUUUAUCACCCGCCACCCUCCACCACCCUCUACAUCUACGUCUAGUAUCGUCCCGUACUACUCCUAUGAAGGUCCGGCUCUAGCACCAGCAAAGACAAUCAAACCGGCUUCGGAGACCUCCAAGGAUUUCUUCCGCAACAUGCGAGAUCUUCAGAACGUCAUGGCGGAUUUCUCAGAUGCUCAUGAUGCAAUCAUCGGCAUAGUUGCUCCACUGACGAAUUUCUCCAAUGAAAAGCUAUCUUCGACUAUCUUCCUAGGUGGCACAGUGGCUACAGCGGUGAUGUUCAUCAUGGCGCAUCUCUUGCCUUUGAAGUUGAUCAUGCUGGCAGUUGGGAACGCUGCCGUUCUGUCCAUCAAUCCCAAAGUGCAAAGUUUUGUCAAGGCUUUGAUGGAGGACGUGGGCGGUGGGUUAUCGGACUUGGACUCGACAGCUGGCGACGAGGACGAAGGCAGAUUUGGAGCCGCGAUCCCCAAGGACCCGUCCGUUGCAAUGUCUGCACUGGAACAGUUGGCAGAGAUCUCACUCGACACCGAUCCCGAAGAGCGAGAAGUUGAAAUCUUUGAGCUCCAGCAUCGAGCAUCUGGUGUGUCAGAGUCUGGAUGGGAGAAUUUCCUGUUCAGUCCCCAGCCGUAUGACCCUUUGUCGCCCUCACGCAUCGCGGGAGACCGGCCUCGUGGAUGUCGGUUCUUUGAUGACGUACAGCCUCCAUCUGGCUGGAGAUGGAAGAGCAAGAAAUGGCACCUCGAUUUGGACUGUCGAGAGUGGGUGGUAGAGCGCAUGAUUACAGGUGUCGGGUUCGAGCUCCAGGGGGUCACCCCAGAUAACAGCACUAUCGUUGACCAGGUCGGUGGCUGGGUGUGGGAUCUCCCAUCUGAGCAAACCACUGCGCGAGAAGAAGAGGAUGAGGAGAUGACUCCCAUGGCUUACGGUGAUCUGGACGUGUCGACCCCCUCGUCCAGUCAAAAAGGCCCUUCGCCGCACAAGGGCAAGCACCGGGCCAAGUUGUCUGGAGACUGGGAGGAAGCAGCUGCUGCUUCUUAUGGGGUAGGAGAGUGGCGACGCCGGCGGUGGGUGCGAAUUGUGCAGCGCAUGAAUCUUCCACCAGCUGGAACUGUAACAGUCACGUACUCUACUCUGGGUCAUAAUUGAAUGUACGACCGCGCAAUGAUACCAAGAUUAAAUCAAGGCAUAUGUAUAUAGUAGACACUGAUAACUCUGAUAUGUGCUCAGUAUGAAGGAAUUAUACACCGUUUUAAGUACAUCUCCCUCGUGAAUAUCUAAAGAAAGAGGUACUUUUAUCAAAAACCACCACAGAUUGGGGUCAAAAAGUCAAAAACGCCAAACUCGCCCUAACCAAAUGCUGAAAUGAAACGAGUUCCUCGAUAUCAUGCCUGGCCCUUCUUCCACUUGUUGAGUCUCCUCCGGAUAUCACCCUCAGUCUGCUGCAUAGGGUUCAGCUUACGGUCACGGACCAUAGCCGAGAUAUUAUCCCCAUGCUUCUCAAUCAACCGCGAGAUCCACUCUCCCUCGCGCGAGCUCUGAUGCCGCGGCUUCUUAGCCUUCUCUCCCUGUCCCUCCAGGUCGGCCUGGCGCUCCAACUGCUGAACAACCUUGGAGCCGGAAAUGACCCGACCAGGGGUGUCUUCGUUGUCUGAUAGCUCGUUCAGAGGGUCGUUGAGCGGGUUGUCACGACGGCGCUUCUUGCCGGCAACUUCGAUCUCAUCAUAGUCGUGGAUGACUCGCAGAAUCUUGCCGGUCUCGGGAUCGCGCUCAACCUUUGUCUCGCCCAGAUCGAUCUGAGCGGCGGCAACGGCGCUGCCGUUGAUGUGGAGCGAGUUUGAUUUCUCGCCGAGGUCGUUGCGUCCGGGGAUUCGUUCCUUACCACCGGUGGGGGCGUUGAGUUUGUGCAGAAGACCGAGCUUCUUGUAGUUUUGUGUAAGGGUCAAUUCACGGU